Molecule: messenger RNA, 474 nt
Organism: Papaver somniferum (opium poppy)
Lineage: Eukaryota; Viridiplantae; Streptophyta; Magnoliopsida; Ranunculales; Papaveraceae
Product: probable transmembrane ascorbate ferrireductase 4
Exons: 3
Coding region: 33-350 (105 amino acids)
Molecular function (GO): oxidoreductase activity
Source: RefSeq, a predicted model, not a curated record
UCUUCAUUCAUCCUCUUUCAUGUGUUUUGGUCAUGGAGACCUCGAAUAAGGCUACUGCAUCUCCGUCUUCAACAUCAUCAAAUUUGAUUGUAUUUGCUAGAUUAUCUGGUCUUCUAGUUGCAGUGCUUGUUCUUGUUUGGGGCCUUUCCUGUCGAUCAAACUUCCUUUCUCACACCUCAUCAACUCACAAUGCUCACAUCUACUCUGUUUUUGUAAUCAUCAGCGGAGAAGCAAUAUUGGUGCAUAAAUGGUGUCCAGGGUCGAGAAAUUUGAAGAAAUUGGUACAUCUAACUAUGCAAGGAGUUGCUUUGGCAUCUGGCGCUCUCGGAAUUCGGGCAAACUUUAUCUAAUUUCUGUAGUUUACAUUCUUGGAUGGGUUUGAUCUGUAUCUCCUUGUUUGCUGCUCAGGUAAGCAUGCUCACUUGUGUGGUAUUACAGCUUAAAACUCAUAACAUGCCCCCUUUAGAUUAUUUC